Yamadazyma tenuis ATCC 10573 is the source of this 4835-nucleotide messenger RNA. The record is from RefSeq and is a predicted model, not a curated record. Lineage: Eukaryota; Fungi; Ascomycota; Pichiomycetes; Serinales; Debaryomycetaceae.
CUCAGCGCUUCACCUCAAAAACUCUGACUCGCUUUGAGACUGCGAAACAACCAGAGCUUUAAAUAUAUAAAAGGCAUUUUCAAAAGCACCAAUCCUUAACGGAUCAAACUGUACACGAAAGACAAUCACCAUGUCGGCAUUCGGCGGCAAAUCCUUUGUACCGAAUAAUGGGUCGAUGGUGAACCAGAAACCGUUUGGAUUUACUGAUAAUCGUGACAAGCGAAGGGAGAAUACCCAAGGUAAUAAUAACAGUGGGAACCGUCCCACCAGGCAAAAGAAUACUAAGAAGACUAAUCAGAACCAGAAGGAUAAACAAAGUCAAGGUGCCAACGGACAUCGUCCUAAUAGAAGAAAACAGAACGAUUCGAUUAAAGACAAUAAUAAUCACGAAUCUGAAUACGAGGACGUGCUACCAGAAGCUAAAGUAAUACCGAGAAUGAACAUGAAGCUUCAAAACUACACCGAGGAUGAGACCAUUGUACCUCGUGAAUUGCCCAAAUAUCUUCAGACUCAGACAAGAAUUAUUGAACCCCUUUUCUUCCAACAAGAUCCAUGGGAUAAAAACAACCAGGAGAUCAUGAAGCAAAUGGAAGCCAACAAUAAGGGCUCUGAUUUCCAAGGAUUGUACGAAGAAUUCCAAAAAAUGAGAGAGACAGAGAGGAAGAAAAUGGAGGAUUUGGGGUUAGUUGAUGCUGAAAAUAUCCGGAAGGAUCUUAACGAUGCUAUUGUAUUCCAGGGGACGUGUUUGGAUAUGUGUCCAACUUUUGAAAGAGUUAGAAGGCAGUUGGAAAAUAACGUGAAAAGAUUAGAAAAGGAUCCGGCCACAGACAAGAUAUCAACCGACAAGGCCGUCAAGGCUUUUUCACGUCCUGCUGCUGGUCAACCGCCUCCUUUGCCAUCUGAAGUUCGUCCUCCUUUUGUAUUGAUGAAAACACUUGAUUAUUUGAUAACUAAUAUUGUUCCCAAACUACCUGAUGCUCAUUCUUUUGUGUGGGACAGGACCAGAUCAAUUAGACAAGACUUCACUUAUCAAAACUAUUAUGGACCAGAGGCAAUCGACUGUAAUGAACGAAUCGUCAGAAUUCACUUGAUUUCUUUACAUAUCAUGGCAGGGAAUGAAGUAGAAUAUUCACAACAACAAGAACUAGAACAAUUUAACAAGGCAUUACAAACAUUGAUGGAGAUAUACCAGGAUGUUAGAAAUAGAGGGGGACUUUGUCCAAAUGAACCAGAAUUCCGGGCUUACUAUUUAUUGAGUCACUUGAGAGAAAGUGAAGUUGAACGGGAGAUUCAAAACCUACCUGAUUACAUAUUAUACAAUGAUUUGGUGCAACUUGCUAUCAAAUUUAGAUCGUUAUCUUCACAAAAUAACAUAGUUGAGAGAGGAUUCAAAAAUGGCGUUGGAAGUUUGAAUUUAUUUGUGGAAUUCUUCAGGUUAGUGUACAAGGAAACCACUCCAUUCUUAAUGGCUUGUUUGCUUGAAACACAAUUUAACGAAAUCAGAUUUUAUGCGUUAAAGUCUAUGACAAGAGGUUACCAUACAAAAGGUAAAGCUUACGACGGAGACACAUUGAGGGCGAUGUUGGGGUUCGACACAGUGGAACAGAUGAUAAAAUUUAUCGAAUACUAUGAUAUUGAUGUUAUAAAUGACCAUGAUGUUAUACUAAUUGACUUGGUCAAUAAAGAAAAACUAGAAAAAAAAUACAAAAUAAAUUCGUUGAGUGAAAAGCCCAAGCUUUCACAAGCAUUUUCAAAACAGAUUGAUAAAAAGAUCAAUAGAAAUCUAGCAGAAUUCAUUAACUGUGGAAAGUCUAAUGAAAAUUUGGACUUGAAUGAGGAUGUUAAAGCCGGAUCAUUUGCCGAUUUUAUGAAUAAACCAUCCAAUGGUGGAUUUGGAGCUCAGCUGCCUGCAAUAUCAGGGUUCGCUAGCUCGGCCAGCGUUUUUGAAGAGAAGCAACCUGCUGCAAUUCACGUCACGAUGCCUACUAACAAUUACCAGGGACAACCUCCAUCAUUUGGAGGGCAAGCGAAGACUUCAAUGGAACUCAACAAAGUAGAUUCAACCAAAGUUUCAGCACCAAAUACCUUCCAAUUCAAUAUAUCCGAACCUCCUAAACGAGAUUCAAAGGUUCCUCUUGUCGAUGAAAAACCCAAAGUGUCAUUCAACUUCGGACAACAAAACCAGGAAUCAAAAGCUAGUGUUACCAGAAAACCCGAUCAAGAACCUCUGAUCUCAAAGCUGUUCAGUUUAGAGCCCCCUACUGAGACUGGAAGCCAAUUUCUGAAUACUCAAGUAGCUGCACCGGUAAAAAAUCCACCCACACCAGCUGCUGUACAAGUCCACAACAAACUUAGAGAUAGUGCAAAAUUCGAUGAAGCUACCAAACAUAUUAUGAAUCUGAUAGUCUCACAGACUGUAACUGAAGAAUUGAACAAAUAUCUUCCUAAACUCAUUAGACACCAAAAUCAGCAACGAGAGAGGUCGAGAGUCAUUAACUCGUUAAGUAAGGAGCUUUACGAAGCAUUUUUGAAUGAAAUUGUCUUCAAAAUGGCAACCGAAGUCAAAGCAGAAGCAUUCUUUAUUAAGAACAUCAAGAUUACCUAUAUAAAGAAGUUAAAAGAGGUCGGAAACAGACUAAGAGUGAAACAAAUGAUAAUACAAAAGAGGCGGAAUGAGUUGAACGGGAUCAAGUUUGGCAGUCGCUCCCAAGAUAAUUUGAAAAGACAGUUAUCCAAUUCCUCCAUCGCAUCAAGUGCCAAGAGAAGACAAGUGUGGAAUGAAACUACCAUUGACGAAAUUGUUGACAAGAGGAAUGAAAUUGAAAAGUUAUGGGAACCAGUUAACUUCAAGAAGUUUAUUGAACGGUUAAGUGCCAACUUGAAAAUCAAGAUUGAAGUAGACCAUAUUGACUUGAAGUUCUUGAUAGUUGUUGAAAAUUUCAAGAUCAAUUAUUCCAAGUGGUUGGUUAACAAAUUAAGUUUAAAAGCGAAUCGGCAAAAAGCCAUUUAUGAAAACCACAUCAAGAACGACAAAAUAAAUCUAGUUUUGGAGAGUUUACCCAGGAAGGAACACUUGAACAAAGAGUUUUUCCAAAACACGUCCUUCAUUCUUUUCGAGUGUGGAUUGUUGCAGGAGUCUGAUAAAUUCUUGAAUGUCGAAGAAAAGUUGAGUCGAGAUGGUCUCAUAUUGAAAAAGAUUUUGGAUCUCGUCAACAAGUAUGGUGAAUACAAAGUACAAGUGUUGAUCAUGUACUGGGACAUCAGCCACUCUGAAUUGAACAAGGAAACCAUACAGUUUCACCUAGGUAUGGAAAAGCUCAAGUACAGCGUUGUUUCGAACGUCAUUGUUUGUGACAUGAGUGAAACGAAUAUCAAUGAAAUUUUGACGGAAGGAAUCGACAAUAUCGCUAACAACUUCAAUGGAGAAUUCAGUAAGAGAGGAGAAAGAAAGAGAAAUGUUCCAGAGUUCAAGAACCCUGGAAAGGAUAUCCACGUCAACAAUGACAAAUUCAAGAUGAGUGAAAUCAAGAUGAUUAAUAAGGCCAAGUUGGACAAGAAAUACGCUUAUUUAAACAAGCAUUCAAUUAUCAAUCAACUGUUGAUCAAUCGGUCCAUUAAUACCAACCAACUGUUGAUCAACCGGUCCAUUAACAAUCAGCUGUUUUCAGCAGCGUCCAAUAUUCUAGAUACAAGCAAUAUAACCCAAGUUGGAAACCAUUCAAACAUGUCAAUUCUCGGUGGGUUCGGCCAGGAAAUUAUCGAAGAGAGCACGCCUUUUGGUACUCCUAAGAAGUUCGUCAGACCACACGGAAAGGUUUUACCAAAGAACCUACAACAAUUGAUCGACUUGACAACUAAAGUCAAGUCCAAGUACAAAGCAUAGAACCAUACGCAUACAAUAAUGUAUUUGCAGCAGCUAUAUAAUAUAUAAUUUUUUUCAUAAGAAAUCAAUAGCAAGCAUCUUUAAGGCAUGAAAUUGAAAUGAAGGACUUUUGAGUCAUGAUAUGCUGAUGCUAAAGGGUACGUUUGGGUCAUAAUGCAAGAAAGUGAAAUCGAACGUUUCAAUGAACAGCUGCUGAAUUGAUUAACCAUUUAUAGUAAUUCGACUUGAUGUAGUUGGAGUCCAUGUUGGACGACACUUCUAUAUCUUUUAAGGUGUCAAGAAUAAUGUUGUUAUUUAGAUGCAAGUUGUAAUGAACACAUGCGGUGGUUGACUGACAGACCGGACAUUCAUACAUCAAAGAGUAUUGUGCUGGUCUUUCAGGUUGAGCAUCUUCUGGUUCGCUAUCAGAUUCAAAGUGGAAAUUUUCUUCCCAGUCUUGAAUUCGGCAUUCCUCACUGCAGUAGAUGGAGCCAGGUAUGCACUGUUUACCAUGAGAUGAGCAGUAGUCUUCAAACAUAGUUGUAAGGUGAAAGUAAAAAAAUGUAUAGAAAAAAAAGUUGGGGAGGAGUAGCCGCCUUUAUACCUAUUUGUAGAGAAUUGUGGGUGAGAUCAGUAAGUCCUAAAAAAGGAGGGGUGAUGAGGUGUGUAUCACGUAACACACGGCGGGUGAAAUACCAGGGUUAUAUCGGACACAGUUAUUUUGUACCUCGUGUUGUGAUGGGUCUUAACUACUAUUCACCUUUAGUGGUUAUGGUAGUAUCCCAAUCGAACAACUAAAGUGGUUACUGCCUUGUCUUCGAAAUUUCCACAGUUUUUCGCAAAAAGAUAAUUUCUGCUAAUCGGUUAUUCUGCGUGUGGUCAAAAAUACCCAACCCGAGUUAUCCAGGGUUGCUCAUCGUGGUUCGGAAAUGGUUAUUCGUGUCCAAUAUCAGACAAUUGUUUUUGUGGGGUA